Molecule: messenger RNA, 519 nt
Organism: Ipomoea nil (Japanese morning glory)
Lineage: Eukaryota; Viridiplantae; Streptophyta; Magnoliopsida; Solanales; Convolvulaceae
Product: glutaredoxin-C9-like
Exons: 1
Coding region: 22-396 (124 amino acids)
Source: RefSeq, a predicted model, not a curated record
UCGGCAUCGUCUAGGAUUAGAAUGGAGGGCACCGGCGGCGAAGGCAGGGGAUCGAUGAGCAUGCAGUCAAUCUACGAGAGGGUCCGCUCCCUGGCUUCCAGCAAUACGGUGGUGAUCUUCACCCUCAGCGGCUGUUGCAUGUGCCACGUCGUGAAGCAACUCCUCUUCGGCCUCGGGGUCGGCCCCACCAUCGUGGAGCUCGACCGCGACGCCCACGGCCGCGAAAUCUACGACCUCCUCCUAAAGCUGCCGGGAUCCGCCCCCGGCCAGCAGCAGCCCGUCCCGGCGGUGUUUGUGGGCGGAAGAUUCUUGGGUGGGAUCGAUACUGUGAUGGGUUGUCAUAUCAACGGCACCCUCGUCCCUCUCCUUAAAGACGCCGGAGCUCUCUGGCUCUGACCCAUCGAUAUGUACAUGUACUGCUAAUGGGAUAAGGGCAGGUGGUCAGGUGAUCAGGUGAUCGUCCUCGACCCUUAGCUUGGGGUCGGUUAAACCCAUUUUGGUUUGGUAUUUUGGGAAACA